UGUCGCAAAAGCUACUUUCAUAUAUUUUCUUUGUUUUUUAAUUGGGUAUUCCUCCAAAAUAAUUAUGUUUCUUUCGUCAAUUCACCAAUUCACCAAUUUCAACACUUGUGUAUAUAAUAUCAUCCUUGCCCUAUCCAUUGUCGCUUUUCUUUUGCAUGCCAAUGUUAUUCAAUCGAUUGUUGGGAGAAUUAGAAGCUGGGUUCCAUUUAGUUGCUGCAAUUAUUUCUAGCCUGCCGGCAUCUCAAUGAUGAAACAAGAAUCAUCAGAGGUGUUGGAAAAACAUGCAGGCACGGGCUCUCGUGUGAGGGGGGAUAGUGAAUAUGUUAGACUGGUCAUACCUGAUGAAUCAAGGGCUGUUGAAUCUGAAAUCUUGCUGCCUCGACCAGAAUCAAGAUUAAAGUCUUUCUGGUGGUGGAUUAAAUCCUUUUUAUGGUGUGUUGUCAUUGUGAUACUUGCUUUUAUUCUUAUCAGAUGGGGAGUGCCACUGUUUUUUGAAAAGGUUAUUUACCCAUUUAUGGAAUGGGAAGCUACUGCCUUUGGCCGUCCAGUUCUUGCUAUGAUACUUGUUGCUUCUCUGGCUUUAUUCCCAGUAUUCUUAAUCCCUUCUGGCCCCUCCAUGUGGCUGACCGGGAUGAUUUUUGGUUAUGGCUUUGGCUUCGUUAUAAUAAUGGUUGGAACAACCAUUGGGAUGGUCCUGCCUUACUUAAUUGGGCUACCGUUCCGUGACCGCAUUCAUCGAUGGUUAAAGAGAUGGCCCCGGAAUGCUGCAAUGAUUAGGCUGGCAGGGGAGGGGAACUGGUUUCAUCAGUUUCAAGUCGUUGCGCUGUUUAGGGUUUCUCCUUUUCCCUAUACUAUUUUCAAUUAUGCUGUGGUAGUCACAAAUAUGAGGUUUUGGCCCUACAUAUGUGGAUCAGUAGCUGGAAUGGUACCAGAAGCUUUCAUCUAUAUCUACAGUGGUCGGUUAUUAAAGACGUUGGCUGACGCACAGCACCGGAAGCACCACUUGACUACUGUGGAAAUCGUAUACAACAUUAUUUCUUUCAUUAUUGCAAUAAUUACCACUAUUGCUUUCACUGUUUAUGCAAAGAAAACGCUCAAUGAACUCAAAUUGACAGGGUUGAAUGAGGAAGUGACCUCUGUUUCUGAAAAGGGGUGUUUUGAGAUGGAGAAGCUUCCCCUUGAACGGCCUAAACAUCCUAGUUGGUCGAAAUUUUCGUGACUCGUUUAUUGACAAGUUGCUUUUGAAUUACAUUUAUAAAUCAUAAUAUUUUUCCCUUUUAUUAUGUCUUUUUGAUUUUCAUAUGACAACCCCUUUUCUCCCAUAGUUCAUUUUGGGGUUGUAAUAUAAUAACAAUAUUUUGAGAACAGGUUAAAGGAGAAAAUAGAAAGAGGCCAACAAUGAUUUAUGUAAAGAGUUGAGAAGGACUGAUUGAAUUGUAUUAUGCAAUACGUCUGAGUUCCAAAUUGGAACCAUGUAUCUUGCAGAUGUAAAUUUGUGACCUCUCUUGAACUAUCCUUAUGUUGUUC
Molecule: messenger RNA, 1527 nt
Organism: Vigna umbellata (rice bean)
Lineage: Eukaryota; Viridiplantae; Streptophyta; Magnoliopsida; Fabales; Fabaceae
Source: RefSeq, a predicted model, not a curated record